This is a messenger RNA of Menidia menidia (Atlantic silverside), 1116 nucleotides long. The record is from the annotation of a GenBank genome assembly. Lineage: Eukaryota; Metazoa; Chordata; Actinopteri; Atheriniformes; Atherinopsidae.
AUGGCCCUUAUUGUGAAAAACACGCACCGGAAAGCCCCUUCAACAAACAUGGCGGCACCUGUCGAUAGUGGCUCGAGCUGUUGGGACGCCCCAGAAGUCUAUAAACAUCACGAACAGAAGAAAAUAUGCAUUUCUCGACCUAAAUAUAGAGAAGGGAGAAGGGCUAAAGCGGUUAAGGUGUACACCAUCAAUUUGGAGUCCCGUUACCUGAUGGUCCAGGGCGUCCCGGCCAUCGGCGUCAUGGAGGAGCUGGUCCAGCGGUGCGCGCUGUACGGGGCCGUGGAGGAGUACCGGCCUCUGGACGAGUACCCCGCCGAGGAGUUCACCGAGGUCUACCUGGUCAAGUUUCAGAAACUAACCAGUGCCAGAGCAGCGAAGCGGAACCUGGAUGAGAAGAGCUUCUACGGGGGGGUCCUGCACGUGUGCUAUGUCCCGGAGUACGAGACGGUGGAGGACACGCGACUAAAGCUGCAGGACCGGAGGAGCUACGUGGCCAGAGUAGCCCGGAACAGAGCCAGGAAAAGUAGAGACAAAGAAAGGAUUUGUGAGAGGCCCACACCGUCGGAGACGGUCACACCGGACCGGACCCGCACCGGACAGCCUCAAAGCUCCUACAGGGACGGUACAGGUGGGACUUCAGGUGUUCCCCACCACUCAAGCUUCCCUCUGCUGCCACCGCCUCCACGAGAACAUGGUCUCUACGGGCCUCAGUACCAGCCAACGGAAGACAAAAUGGGAACUUUACAUAACGCCACGCCUCACACACAUCAACAGCAGCUGGAGAGUUUAAGCUCUGACCAAACGGCCAGCAGAGGUCAAAGCACAGACAGCCAACUGGCGUCCAGUCAGACUUCUGUGGUCCGAUUUGUACCGAGAACCGCACACUUGCAGAACAGGAAACGGAAAGUGGACGAGGUUCCACAAGAUUCGUCGACUAUUUCUGAAGAAACUGGACCCUUAAUCGGACCAAAACUGCCAGAGUCGCCUAAGCUGAACAUGGAGGACGAAUCACUGAACACAACUGUAAACCUCAUCCGGAACACAAUGAAGCAGGUGGAAUCGGCCUCAGACCACAAACCUGUAGAGAAAAAGAUUAAACCCCGCCGGCGGAUAUAA